UCUCCCAACUACUACCGGGUUUUUCUCCGCGGAUCUCCGGGGAUAUAAGAGGCUGCAUCUUCGCGCGCUCUGCAGUUGAGUUCCUUAGUCUGCAUUGGAACGUUUCCGCAAGAUGAACUUCCGAGUCGUCCUCCUGGUGGCGGUGGCGGCGGGCGUGUGCUCGGGGCAGGAGCAGCCCCUCCUGGGCCCGCUCCUCGACCUCGUCACUCCGCAGGAAAUCGAGCUGUUCAUGAAGGCGCCGAGCAUUAACCUCGACACCUGCAUCGGGAUCCUAAAGAAUGUUUCCAAGUGCAGGACGGGAGCCAAGCUGUUCUUGAACCUGGCUAACACUCUCUCCGACAGCGGGUUCAAGUGCAGCACGUGCAGCCCCGAGCACCAGUCCCUCAUUGACAGAACCUUGGCUAAGGUCAGAUCUAGUCCCGACUGUAGAACGUUUGCCACGGCCAUCGCUCACACCAAUCUGUGCUGAGUUCCUCUGUGAUAAUGAUUCUUUGUGAGGUAGAUUUACGGAUAAUAAAUAUAUGGAUAUUAUGA
Molecule: messenger RNA, 534 nt
Organism: Penaeus vannamei (Pacific white shrimp)
Lineage: Eukaryota; Metazoa; Arthropoda; Malacostraca; Decapoda; Penaeidae
Source: RefSeq, a predicted model, not a curated record